Scomber japonicus (chub mackerel) is the source of this 2354-nucleotide messenger RNA. Its product is annotated as calpain-2 catalytic subunit-like. Gene Ontology annotation, molecular function: calcium-dependent cysteine-type endopeptidase activity; calcium ion binding. Bases 95 to 2188 code for a protein of 697 amino acids. The transcript is spliced from 21 exons. The record is from RefSeq and is a predicted model, not a curated record. Gene Ontology annotation, biological process: proteolysis. NCBI's taxonomy places the organism in Eukaryota, Metazoa, Chordata, Actinopteri, Scombriformes, Scombridae. Gene Ontology annotation, cellular component: cytoplasm.
UGCUCUAGUUUUUUGGUCUGUGUAGAACUUGUGGAUCUUCUUGUGGUUCUUGUUGUUGUUCUAGUUGUUCUUGUCGUAGACCUCGUCCUCCAUCAUGUCCGGAGUGGCCUCCACCUUGGCCAAGCAGCGCGCCAUGGCUGCAGGAUUUGGCACCAACGCGAACGCGGUUCGGUACCUGAACCAGGACUUCGCGUCUCUGCGGGCUCAGUGUUUGUCCUCCGGAAGUCUCUUCUCCGACCCGACCUUCCCCCCCCAACCCGAAGCUCUGGGCUUCAAAGAGCUCGGCAGGAACUCCUUCAAGACCCGGGGAGUCACCUGGAAGAGACCCACGGAGUUGGUCUCUAACCCGGAGUUCAUCCUCGGCGGAGCGACAAGGACCGACAUCUGUCAGGGAGCUCUGGGUGACUGCUGGCUGUUGGCAGCCAUCGCGUCUCUAACGAUGAAUGAAUACGUGAUGGCCAGAGUCGUUCCACAGGAUCAGAGUUUCGGUGACGACUACGCCGGCAUCUUCCACUUCCAGUUCUGGCAGUAUGGUGAGUGGGUGGACGUCGUGAUUGACGACCGGCUGCCGGUUAAAGACGGAGAGCUGAUGUUCGUCCACUCUGCAGAGGGACGGGAGUUCUGGAGCGCUCUGCUGGAGAAAGCCUACGCUAAAGUGAACGGCUGCUACGAGGCGCUGUCCGGAGGCUCCACCACCGAGGGCUUCGAGGAUUUCACCGGAGGCAUCGCCGAGAACUACGACCUCCAGCGGCCCCCCUCCAACAUGUUCCACAUCAUCAAGAAGGCUCUGGAGGCCGGAGCGCUGCUGGGCUGCUCCAUCGACAUCACCAGCGCUGCAGACUCGGAGGCUGUGACCCGUCAGAAGCUGGUGAAAGGCCACGCGUACUCUCUGACCGGCGCUGUGGAGGUGAACUACCGGGGUCGGCAGGAGAAGCUGGUGAGGAUGAGGAACCCUUGGGGUCAGGUGGAGUGGACCGGAGCCUGGAGCGACGGGUCGUCUGAGUGGAACUCGGUGCAGGGAGACUGUCCCAACGCCAACGCCGAGGACGGAGAGUUCUGGAUGUCCUUCACUGACUUCCUGCGUCACUACUCUCGUAUCGAGGUCUGCACUCUGACCCCCGACACCAUCGGAGACGACUCCGUCAAACAUUGGAGCGUCGCCAAGUUCGACGGCACCUGGAGAAGAGGGUCCACCGCUGGAGGCUGCAGGAACCACCCCUACACGUUCUGGAUGAACCCCCAGUUCGUGAUCAAACUGGACGAGGAGGACGACGACCCCGAGGACGGCGAGGACGGCUGCAGCUUCGUGGUCGGUCUGAUCCAGAAGAACCGCCGCAAGCUCCGCAAGGCGGGAGAGGACAUGCACACCAUCGGGUUCGCUAUCUACGAGGUUCCUGAGCAGUUCCACGGGCAGAAGCAGGUGCACCUGGACAAGAACUUCUUCAUGACUCACGCUCAGACGGCUCGCUCCGAGACCUUCAUCAACCUGCGGGAGGUGAGCACGCGCUUCAGGCUCCCCCCCGGAGAGUACCUGGUGGUGCCCUCCACCUUCGAACCCCACCUCAACGGGGACUUCUGCAUCCGGGUCUUCUCCGAGAAGCAGUCCGAGAUCCAAGUUUGUGACGACCCCGUCAACGCUGACCUCGAUGAUGAGACUGUGUCGGACGAAGAGGUGGACGCAGGAUUCAGAGGAUUGUUCACAAAACUCGCCGGAGACGACAUGGAGAUCUCGGCGGUGGAGCUGAAAACCAUCAUGAACAAGAUCGUCGCCAAACGAAGUGACAUCAAAACGGACGGCUUCAGCUUGGAGACAUGCAGGAUCAUGGUCAACCUGAUGGACGACAGUGGGAACGGGAAGCUUGGUCUCGGAGAGUUCGCUACGCUGUGGAAGAAGGUUCAGAGAUACCUGGGAAUCUACAAGAAGAACGAUACUGACGACUCUGGAACCAUGAGCACACCAGAGAUGAGAGUCGCCUUCAAAGACGCAGGCUUCACUCUGAAUAACAACAUCUACCAGCUGCUGGUGGCUCGAUACUCCGACCCGGACAUGACCAUCGACUUCGACAACUUCGUGGCCUGUUUGAUGAGACUGGAGAUGAUGUUCAAGGUCUUCAAGACGCUCGACGCUCACGAGAGCGGCUCCAUCGAGCUCGACCUCAACCAGUGGUUAAACUUCGCUAUGAUCUGAACCCCCGCUGCCUCAGUAUGACAUCAGCUCGCCCACUUCCUGUUUACAGCCACAGCUUCCUGUCUCUAUUAUUGUGUCCACGCCUGACAAGCAGAGCUCAUGUAAAUCUGAUCAAUAAACUUUUACUAAUAACUGUAAAUCUGAUCAAUAAACUUUUACUUAUAAC